Molecule: messenger RNA, 2674 nt
Organism: Salarias fasciatus (jewelled blenny)
Lineage: Eukaryota; Metazoa; Chordata; Actinopteri; Blenniiformes; Blenniidae
Product: tumor protein D52-like
Exons: 6
Coding region: 254-931 (225 amino acids)
Biological process (GO): B cell differentiation
Cellular component (GO): cytoplasm
Source: RefSeq, a predicted model, not a curated record
ACAACAUAAUAAACUCUAAUCUCAGCCCGACAAGGUAACUUUCGACAAGCUUUUGCAAAACUUCUCCCCUCGUGCCCACGCUCACUUUCGGACAGCGUAUAUCUCUACCGCAUCCAAUACCAGGGACUAGGAGAACACAGGGACGACCAGCACAUGCCUGGAUCACAUGCAGACAAUCAGCACUUUGCUUAGGUAGCGGCGGCAGCGGCGGCGGCAGAGGGGGAAGGAGUCGCUCUGAGCUGCAGCACUGACUAUGGAGCCACUGGAGGAAUACCACUCUCCGUUUGACUUUGAACAAGGAGUCAAUGCCAGCUACCUCUACCUCUCCCCAGCCUACAGCGACACGCCACCCAGCUCGCCCGCCGGCAGAGCCAGAGGCACUCAGGAGCAUUCGGACUCAGUCCCAGAGGUGGGAGAAGAUGCGAUGGCGUCCGUCGGUCCCCCGCCGUCUGCCCCCGCCAUGACGGAGGAGGAGCGUCAGGAGCUGCAGCAGGAGCUGGCCAAGGUUGAAGAUGAGAUCCAGACUCUGUCCCAGGUGCUGGCAGCCAAGGAGAAGCAGUUGGCGGAGAUCAAGAGGAAGCUGGGCAUCACUCCUCUCAAUGAGCUGAAGCAGAACAUCACCAAGACCUGGCAGGAGGUCACCACCUCCACUGCCUACAGGAGGACUUCUGAAACUCUGUCUCAGGCGGGUCUAAAGGCCACGGCAGCCUUCACCAAUAUGGGCUCAGCCAUCAGCCGAAAAUUCGAAGAUGUCAGGAACGCACCAACUUUCAAGUCCUUUGAGGAGAGAGUCGAGACGCUGAAGACCAAGAUGUCUCCCUCAGCAUCCAGCUCUGACCCUGCCAACCAGGACGACGGCCCCCCUCCCACCAGCGACCCCCUGCUCCCUCAGCCACAGGACUCGCCCACCAAGGACUUGCCAAUGCACUGAGGGCGGCCUGACCCCCCCCCCCCCCCCCCCCCAACCUCCCUCCGACCCCUUCGUCCCUCCUCACUUGACCCUCUAACCCCUCCCGGGCCCUCGCCGCUCACCUCCUUAACUCCCGUGUGCCAGUCGCUCUUUAUUGCAAACAAAUGACUCACCAUCGGCCUCCCUGUGAUCUAAUUGUCUGCUCCGGUCUCCUGACGCGCUCUCACUCCCUAACCAGUGUGGAAACUCGACUCAUGCAGACAGGAGGGCCUUCUGUGCCCUUCGUGGAUGUUUUUUUUUUUGUUGUUUUUUUUUUUAGCGUGUUUGGGCUCCGGAUGGGAGAAAUGCUUUCCUCUCCUCCCUCUCUUCUCCCUCUCUGCCUUUAUUAAACCAGCACAAGCCCAGAUGCCAAAACACGCUCCAAUUAAUUGUUUAUGGAAUUCAUGCUUCAAUGUUUAUCUGAGUGGAGAAAAGAAAAAAAAAAAAAAGAAUUUACACUUUCUAUGUGAGCCAGACGGAUGUUGUCUUGCAUGAAACUUGUAUCAUAUGUUGUUAUAAUAAGCACUUGCUUGGUGUGCCUCCUUUUUUGCCCUACUCUUGGUUAACUGUUGGCUUCCUCCUUCUUGUUUUCCUCACUGUUUCCAGUAAUUUCAGUCCAUAACACUGUUCGGAGUUUGAAUGUACGCCUUUUUGUGCCAUGAAGGUACGCCACGUGGUAUCGGUAGAACAAUGAACUCACAAUCUUGAAUUUCAUAAUAGAGUGUGCCCUCUCAGAAAGUGAUCUCAGCGCUCAGCUAGCUGCAGGAAAACAGCCAAGACCAGCAGAACGGAGGCAGGGCCAACAUGGCGUCGGGGCUCGGCCUUGACCCGGGCCCAGAGUGAAAUACAUGUGUCUCUUCCAGAGCCAGAGUCAAUAUUUAAACACUCGGCCAUUGUUUCUGCGAGGGAGGCAACGCCGUGCCUGCCCACCCCGUGAGGAACACGGGGGGGAAGAAAGAGGAGAAAAGAGGCGUAGCGGGGUCGUUCUUCACCGGGUGUCGCUUUAGUCAACUGAUACGGGAUGACAGUGGAACCGAGGAGGUUCACACACAACUUUAUUUACAGCAUGAAGGCGUUUAUUUCUGUCUUCUUCAAGCUGUGAAAGUUUCGUUGAACCGUUAAAUUGUGAGAUGCACAGUAGUGUAACUUCAGAAGCGGAGUGUUGACGUCACCUAUCAAACAUUCACAGCUGAACCUUCCUUUCUCCCCGUUUCUCUCUGAACCUGUUCUUCAUCAGGUCCAGAUGGAAAUCCAACCCAAAAGCUGGAUUUUCUUUCUGUUUCGAAGACAUUCGAGAGCAGAUUUAUUUCCAUGCUGAGGGUCAAAUCCUCGGUGUCUCAUCAAACUCGUCCUGUUUGUAAAACACGUUAGGGCCGAGUUGGAUCAAGCGUAGGUUAAAUGGUUCUGAUGGAGGUUAGAUUUACCUCCGAGUGCAAACGGAGGCAGUCUGAACACACAGUCAAGGUUUCCUCUGGCACAAACUCACACAGUGAGCUAUGUGAAGGACACAUGGGGGUAACGCAGAUUUGGCUGCAGAGUCCUGGUACUGCUUCUUCCCUGCUGCUAGACGAGCACAGACACACGCACACACACACACACACACACCCGGGUGAAUCAUCUCAGUCGCCACACAGACGGCGGAUCAGCAGCACUCCUGAAUGUUGUCUUGUUUUGCAUGUUUUUGUCUGUUUUUCAACAUGAAUAAAGUCUCAUCUCCUCAUGUAA